Messenger RNA from Maniola jurtina (meadow brown), 465 nucleotides. It is a transcript of the gene Sf3b5, whose product is annotated as splicing factor 3B subunit 5. The coding region runs from base 133 to 390 and encodes 85 amino acids. Gene Ontology annotation, cellular component: precatalytic spliceosome; U2 snRNP. Lineage: Eukaryota; Metazoa; Arthropoda; Insecta; Lepidoptera; Nymphalidae. The transcript has 2 exons. The record is from RefSeq and is a predicted model, not a curated record. Gene Ontology annotation, biological process: mRNA splicing, via spliceosome.
UGUCAAGUUGUCAAAGUUCAAACUGAGUUCAAACGAUUCUGUAAUCUGUUUGUGAGAAAAGCAAAACAAACCAUAUACGGAUUAAAAUUAAUAAUUACUCUUUAAAAGACUUUUAGGCUUCAAGCAAGAAAAAUGGGUGAAAGAUACAACAUCCACAGUCAAUUAGAGCAUUUACAAAGUAAAUAUAUCGGUACGGGUCACGCCGACACUACAAAAUACGAGUGGAUGACGAAUCAACACAGAGACUCCUGUUGUAGUUACAUGGGUCAUCCAGACCUCUUGAGCUAUUUUGCGAUUGUCGAAAAUGAAUCUAAAGCAAGAGUUAAGUUUAAUUUGAUGGAGAGGAUGUUACAACCCUGUGGACCACCACCAGAAAAACCUGAAGACUAAACAAGUCUUACUUAUUUUGUAAUGUCUGUACUGUACCAAGCAAUUAUAAUUUAUAAUAAAUGGGAUAAAAUGCAA